Molecule: messenger RNA, 1481 nt
Organism: Pezoporus flaviventris
Lineage: Eukaryota; Metazoa; Chordata; Aves; Psittaciformes; Psittacidae
Gene: VPS26C
Product: VPS26 endosomal protein sorting factor C
Exons: 8
Coding region: 96-989 (297 amino acids)
Biological process (GO): intracellular protein transport
Cellular component (GO): endosome
Source: RefSeq, a predicted model, not a curated record
CGGGCGGAAGCGGGCGGUUGGGGAACGGCUCUCUUCCUGCGGCUGGGUCAUGUGACCAGUCUGCCUCCACGUGACACCGCGCGGCCGCGGCGGCAAUGGGCACGGCGCUGGACAUCAAGAUCAAGCGGGCCAACAAGGUCUACCGCUGCGGGGAAGUUCUUUCUGGAGUUGUGGUCAUAACAAGUAAGGACGCAGUCCAGCACCAAGGUAUCUCGUUGACAAUGGAAGGAUCAGUAAAUCUGCAGCUUAGUGCCAAAAGUGUGGGUGUGUUCGAAGCCUUCUAUAAUUCUGUCAAGCCUAUUCAAAUUAUUAACAGCACUAUUGAAAUGGUAAAACCAGGGAAGCUUCCCAGUGGCAAGACAGAAAUUCCGUUUGAGUUUCCAUUGCAAACAAAGGGCAACAAAGUUCUGUAUGAGACGUAUCAUGGUGUCUUUGUUAAUAUUCAGUAUACCCUACGGUGUGAUAUGAAACGUUCUCUGCUGGCAAAAGACCUAACUAAGACUUGUGAAUUCAUUGUCCACUCACUGUCACAGAAAGGGAAACUGAUGCCAAGCCCAGUAGACUUCACAAUCACUCCUGAAACUUUGCAAAAUGUUAAAGAGAGAGCCUCACUUCCAGAAUUUCUCAUCAGAGGUCAUCUCAGUUCUACAAAGUGUAUCAUUACACAGCCACUGACAGGGCAGCUGAUAGUGGAGAAUGCAGAGGCUGCAGUCAAAAGCAUCGAGCUGCAGUUAGUACGUGUGGAAACCUGUGGGUGUGCGGAAGGGUACGCCAGAGAUGCCACAGAGAUACAGAAUAUUCAGAUUGCUGAUGGGGAUGUCUGCAGGGGCCUGCCAAUUCCUAUAUACAUGGUGUUUCCCAGGUUGUUCACCUGCCCUACCCUGGAAACAACAAACUUCAAAGUUGAGUUUGAAGUUAACAUCGUUGUCCUUCUGCACGAUGAUCAUCUCAUCACAGAGAACUUUCCACUGAAGCUCUGCAGGAUGUAAACAGCAUCACAAGAAUCACUUGAGGAUUUAAUGAAAAGGCACAGAAUUCUUCAGAGGCAAAGUGAAAUUUUAUCAGUUUCUUACUUGAACUGGAAACACAUCACUUCCUUCUCUCUCCUGGAGGUUCUUGUAUCUUCAGUUCCCUGUAAAUCGUGCUACCCCUUUGCCUGCCUCACAAUAGCCUGUGUGGAGAUAUCUAUCCAGACAGCCAUGUCAGGUGUCUUUCUGACUCCAACAACCAUGUUUUCUCCGAUUUUCCUCUGACAGAUCCUGAAGGAAUGAUUCUGUAUAUUUCUACAAGUUGUAGAAAUAUGUAGUAAGUUUCUCUCCUCAUUUAAUUUUGUAAUAUUUGUUCCAAAGGCCUUUGAAGACCUCUUAAACAUAGUAAGUUCUGUUAUAUAUGGUGUAUAUAUACUGGGGGGAGGGUAUGGGACUUGUAGUAUAAUACUGAAUCAUGUCUUUGAAGGCAUAAUAAAUGGUGCUACAGCAACA